AUGUACAAAGUCGAUAUUGAUCUAUCUAUUGGUCGUGCUAUAUCGAAUGAAAUCGCUAAUUGGCAUCAGUUGAAUAUUAUUGAUGGAUUUGGAUCCGUAGCUGGAUUUAAAAACAAGAACACGCCGUAUAUUAUUCUGACGACCAGUUGUGAUUCCCAAGCAACUCUAAUCCAUGUCAAUGAUUUAUCUCAGCUACCAUUAUCGAGAACUAUGAAAACACCUUGUACUCAACCGAUUCAUUCAUUAGCAGGCAGAUAUUUAUUAGCAUUGGGUACAAUUCAAAAUGACGUUGGUGGUUCAUUUCCAGUAUCACUCUAUGUGUUUGAUGCACUAUCAGGACAAUGGAAUUACGAAAUUGUCAAUUUUGGUAGCAUAUUUUCUGGUACAUAUCAAGUUCUACAUCCACAAACAGGUUUUUCAGCUUUGGAUUUAAAUGCAGUUGAACCAAUUCUUCAUGUAAUAUUGUACAAUUUGGUGAAUGACACACGUCACAUCUUAUCGAUUCGUAUCGAAAGCGGUCUAUGGACAUUGAAGGAAAUUGCUAAUAAUUUGUUAAGCAAUUUUGCAUAUUCAACCGAGUUAAAUGCCCCUGUAAGUGAUUGUUCUAUGGGUGGAAUAUGUGUAUUAAAUUUCGAGAAUUAUCGGUGGGACUUAUUUUUACCAAUUCCAAAUUUUACGGAUUUUAUGGAUUGGACAUUUUCGGCUGAUAAGCAAUGUAUGUAUUUUAUUACCAAGCAAAAUAUAACUGUAAUUGAUCUAUCAAAUAAGUUAUCUUUUCAUUAUCGUGUAUUACCAUUAAUUGAACAGAGUGGCAACAUUGAUGGUAUCGAUAAAACAGUAGUUUUCAAUAAAAUUAGCUAG
This is a messenger RNA of Rotaria sp. Silwood2, 861 nucleotides long. Lineage: Eukaryota; Metazoa; Rotifera; Eurotatoria; Philodinida; Philodinidae. The record is from the annotation of a GenBank genome assembly.